CAAUUUCAACAUCACAUUCCUUCUUCACACUCUGCAUCUCAAAUUUUCAAUUCCCUCAUCUUCUCAAAACUCAUCUUCAACCACCAAACCCUAAUUUCCCAAUCUCGAAAUGGAUUCCACCACAAACACAAAGACAAAGAAAGGUGCCGCAGGAAGAAAAGGCGGAGGUCCAAGAAAGAAGUCAGUCACCAGAUCCACCAGAGCUGGUCUUCAAUUCCCCGUCGGAAGAAUUGGUCGUUACUUGAAGAAAGGUCGGUACGCUCAACGUGUCGGUACCGGUGCUCCAGUUUACUUAGCCGCCGUUCUUGAAUAUCUUGCUGCUGAGGUUCUUGAGUUGGCUGGAAAUGCUGCACGUGAUAACAAGAAGAAUAGGAUAAUCCCAAGGCAUGUGUUAUUGGCUGUGAGGAAUGAUGAAGAACUUGGAAAAUUGCUUGCUGGUGUCACUAUUGCUCAUGGUGGUGUUCUUCCAAAUAUUAACCCAAUUCUUUUGCCUAAGAAGACUGAUAGAUCUACUUCUGCUAGUAAGGAGCCAAAGUCUCCAAAAGCUGGGAAAUCACCAAAGAAAGCUUAGAUCUGUUUGAAUGAAUGAAUGAUUAGUUUAUGGAUUAUGAUUGUGUAUAUCUGAGAUUAGGUCUCUGUUUUGUAAUAGAAAUAGAAUUGUUCUUUGCUUUUGAGAAAAGUUUAUGUAAUUUGGUUCUAAUUAUCAAUUAAUCAAAUCAUUUUGUUUCCUAUCA
Molecule: messenger RNA, 734 nt
Organism: Trifolium pratense (red clover)
Lineage: Eukaryota; Viridiplantae; Streptophyta; Magnoliopsida; Fabales; Fabaceae
Product: probable histone H2A.2
Exons: 2
Coding region: 110-571 (153 amino acids)
Cellular component (GO): nucleosome
Molecular function (GO): structural constituent of chromatin; DNA binding; protein heterodimerization activity
Source: RefSeq, a predicted model, not a curated record